This is a messenger RNA of Penicillium paradoxum, 2088 nucleotides long. RefSeq lists its product as uncharacterized. Gene Ontology annotation, cellular component: nucleolus. The coding region runs from base 1 to 2088 and encodes 695 amino acids. Gene Ontology annotation, molecular function: mRNA binding. Gene Ontology annotation, biological process: regulation of translation. NCBI's taxonomy places the organism in Eukaryota, Fungi, Ascomycota, Eurotiomycetes, Eurotiales, Aspergillaceae. The transcript is spliced from 2 exons. The record is from RefSeq and is a predicted model, not a curated record.
AUGGCUGGAUUGAAGCGUCCUGUUGACGGCAGCGAGGAGCGCAAUGGUAAGCGAAGCAAGACGAAAGAAGGCUCCGCAUCGAAGAACUCGAAGACCGCUGCGCCUGUGAAGAAGUCGAGCUCUUCAUCCAAGAAGGACUCAAAGAAGGAAUCAAAGUCCAGCAAGAGUGACAAGAAGCCCUCAAAGAAGGUUCAGAAGGAGGAGUCCUCAGACGACGACUUCGAUAUUGACGAUGUGUCGGACGAAGAUAUCGAUGCCCUUGAUGCCCUUUCAGAUGACGAUGCCGCGAUGGAGGAUGUGAGCGAGGAGGAAGAGAAACCUCAAUCAGAGAAGAAGGUUGCUGCAACUGAAGAGCAACAGGAGGCACCAAGAAACCCCAACAACAACUCUCGCGAAUCCCACAUCAAGCAAAAGGCUCUCCAGCAGGAGCGCAAGGCCGCAAAGCCUAAUGCCGAUACCGUCGCCCGCUCUAAGAAGUUGUGGGAGCAGUUGCGCCGCAAGUCACAUGUGCCUCUGGAGCAGAGAAAGAAGCUCGUCAAGGAAUUGUUCGAGAUCAUCACCAACCGCGUUCGCGACUUUGUUUUCAAGCAUGACUCGGUGCGAGUCAUUCAGACUGCUCUCAAGUACGGCAACCUUGAGCAGCGCAAGCUGAUUGCGCACGAAUUGAAGGGCACCUACAAGGAACUGGCACAGAGCCGAUACGCCAAGUUCUUGGUUGGAAAGCUGAUUGUACACGGAGAUGACGAGACCCGCGACCUGAUCAUUCCAGAGUUCUACGGCCAUGUCAGGCGUCUCAUUCGUCACCCCGAGGGCUCGUGGAUUCUUGACGACAUUUACCGUACAGUUGCAACUAAGGCACAGAGAGACAGACUACUCCGCGAAUGGUACGGUCCUGAGUUUGUCAUUUUCCAGGAUGAGAACGACUCCGACUCCGAUCUUGCCAGGAUCAUUGAGGCGCGCCCAGAGAAGCGUGGACCGAUCAUGAACUACUUGCGUGAGAUGAUUAACCAGCUGGUGCAGAAGAAGAGCACUGGUUUCACCAUGCUUCACGACGCCAUGUUGCAAUAUUUCCUCAGCACAAAACCCGGCAGCAACGAAGCGAACGAAUUCAUCGAAUUGCUCAAGGGCGAUGAAGAGGGUGACCUGGUCAAGAACUUGGCUUUCACCAAGUCCGGCUCCCGCUUGAUGUGUCUGACUUUCGCAUACGCCAACGCCAAAGACCGCAAACUGCUUCUACGAUUCUACCGCGAUACCGUCAAGGCCAUGGCCGGUGAUAUCAACGGUCACCAGGUCAUCCUUGCCGCAUACGAGGUUAUUGACGAUACCAAACUUAGUGCCAAGUCCCUCUUCCCCGAGCUUUUGAACCAGAACGACGGUGCAGAGGCUCGCAACGAGGAACUCUGCUUCCAGAUCAACGACUUGACUGCGCGUAUUGCUGUGCUAUACCCCUUCGCCGGUGAGCGCGUCAAGUGGCUCGUACCCGAUACCGACCAGAAGGUUCUCGAAGAAGUCCGCGAGAUCCGCAAGGAAACCUCCAAGAAAGACCCGGAUAUGCGCCGUCGAGAACUUGCUAAGGCUGCGUCGCCGACGCUACUUGAACUCAUCGCUGCCCGCGCCUCUACUCUUCUCGAGACGACUUUCGGCUGCCAGUUCCUCUCCGAGGUGCUGUUUGAAGCCGAUGGCGACAAGACCGCCGCUCUCGCCGCCGUGGCCGAGGCCGCCAAGUCACACACUGAGGCCCGGGACACCGCACACGCAGGACGUCUCCUUAAGUCUCUUGUGCAAGGUGGACGGUUCAACCCGGCCACCAAGACCGUCGAAAAGGUGGAGCCAGCAUUGAACUUCGAUGCUGUGCUGUAUGAACAGAUCCAGGAUGAGGUUAUGGACUGGGCGACAGGGGCUAACCCCUUCGUGAUUGUUGCGCUGACCGAGUCCGAGGACUUUGAAAAGAAGAGUGAGCUGCUCAAGACCUUGAAGAAGAACAAGAAGGCGUUGGAGAAGGCCUCGGCAUCGGUUGUGGAGAAGGAUGGGAAGAAGAAGCCCAGCCCCACGAGCAGUGGUGCAAAGCUGCUACUUUCGAAGAUUUAG